AUGUCGGCGGCCUGGGCUCCCGGAUGGGACCGGGCCCGUGGUGUGGUGCCGCCCAUCAAUCAACAACGCCGCCGUCCGACCGUCAACCGUACGCUAUCAACGUCGGCGCAGUUGGUGGUAGUGGUGGCGGUACUCGGGGCGGCCAUCGUCCUGCUAUCAACCGGAGUGGAUGGUAAUGCAAUCCCUGGCGAAGGAACCGGCGAGGACGACUAUGUAGGUGCGAUCCAGGAACUCAUCGCUCGGUGCGUUAACAGGUGCCCAGAUCAGAACCAAACGAGCUUCACGGAGCAUGUCGACGCCAGCUGUGGAAGCGAUUGUUACAUCAAACAGUGUACGGUGGGUUGCCGGCAGUGGGAGCUUGCACUGGAAUCGAGCUGCCAGCAAGCGUGUAACGUGAGUGACCAGGAGCUGCUGGAGGCGCGCGAAUGGUCCUGCAUCGCCGGCUGCAACGAUGGGCUGGGCAGGUACUUCCGGUGGUUAAAGGCAGAGAUAGGGACGCCCCAUGCGCCAGCCCUUGUUGCUGACAGUCUCACCGCGACGGCAUUAGCCCUGGAAUGGGAGGUCCCGGAACGGCUGGCCCGGCUGGCACGGUACAGGAACCGGGGACCAAGGAGUUAUCUGGUACAGUGGCGCUACGAGGAAGUCGCGGGCGAUUGGAAGUACUGCAGGAAUCAGAGUAUGGGUGACAGCUCGACGGUGCGUGUCGACAACCUGCAGCCGUACACCAAGUACCGGUUUCGUGUGGCACUGCUGCUGUCACCUCAUCACGACCAGGUCCUGACGUCUGAGCAGAGUGUCAUCAUCAGCACGCUUCCGUCAGGCGUACCGACGUCGGAACCAACCAUUGUGCGGGCGGUUGCUGUUGAUCACUCGCGGAUAUCCAUCUCCUGGGAGCCGGGUCCGUUUCCGAACGGUCCUGUCCUGUCGUACGUGCUCCAGAUCAAAGAUCUCCAUCCGACUGGCUACACCGCGCUCAAGGAGAUCCCGGAAACGAGCACCUCUCGGCAUUACAUGUUCGAGAAGCUCGAACCGGGCCACAACUACUCGGUGUCGGUGGCGAUGAGUAACCCUGCUGGUGAAGGUCCAGCUUCGGUUUCCCUAGUCGCCACUCCACCUAAACCAACUGGCCAUGAGGAGGUUCUUCUGCCAACACUCAUCCUUGGAGCUGAGCGGUCGGUGUUGACGCAGAGCUCUAACUUAUUCUCAGACCCACCCACAAGCGUGUACGCAAGUCCGGACCAUAAGAUCCGAGGUACUGCCACACACAUCCGGCGUGGACUACUGUUCGUUUCAGACGACGCUGGCUACCUGUACAAAGCGCCAUCGAGACCUGGAGCUGAGAGCUCCCGCGUACCCAUCCUUGGGCCGAAUGCAGCCAACAACUUCCGUCCGACGUUGUUGUCGGUGGAUUGGUUGAAUGAGCAUGUGUACGUACUGGGACAGGCACGUCUCACUCAACUCUGGCAAAUCGCUUACUGCGACUUCACAGGUGGCCACCUGACAGUAGCAAUCGCAGGUCUACCACGCCGACCUGACCACUUCGCGGUUGAUCCGUACAAUGGCUUUCUGUUCUGGGUGGUAGGAGGUGUUCGACCUGAUGCUGGGCUCUUCCGGCUAGAUCUUGGGGACAUCUCGAACGGUGUUCGACAUGAAAUUAGACCCCAGCAAAUGGUGCGAGGACGCAAUCUGGGUGCGUUUGCGCUUGAUUACGCCAACUUCCGCGUGCUAGUCGCCGAUCAAGGCAACAACACUGUGCUAGCGGUGUCACUGGACGGGGAACGGCUUGAGGACAUCCGGAACAACACGCAACGACCACGAUUUGAGCGUGUUAAAUCACUAGCCCGUGCUAACGGACUGUUCUACUGGACGAACGGGACUGAGGUGUUCGCAGAGGACUACCACCGGCUACAUAACAGCUACUACCACAACGCGUUCCCGAUCGCGGCCAACAACACGUACUUCAGCAUCAGCGUCAACCAGACAGCGGAACAACCAAUCCCCAUUCCUGUAAACCCUCCACGCAACCUACAGGCGUUAGCUGCACCUGACAAACUCCUCGUGUCCUGGGACGUGCCAUAUCUCCUAGGAGUUCAGGGCCGAGGUGCGUGGCAAUCCUGGAGCUAUCAGGUUGAGGUGGGUGAUGAACGGUUUGCGACCAUUCUGCACACCGCCACCGUCAACGGCACGAGCUACUCCUGUGACGUCGCUGGACGACUUGAACCGAACCGCGUGUACACUGUUCGAGCCGCCGCGUUCACUUCCGCUGGUCAGGGCCCGUGGAGUCGUGAGUUCCGUGUGCGAACUCUCCGUACUGAUCGCCAGCGCCAUCUAGUGUGGGCUAGCUCGGAUGGUAUCCUGCGUAGUGACGUCAUCGGUGAGCAUGUCGACACGCUGAUAGCACGUUCACCCGAGCUGGACGGUGCAGCUGUUACCGGGUUAGCCUGGCAUGCUCGAACGCUAUACGUGGUGAGCAAUUCUACGCUGCGAUUAUAUCGCGAACCAAGCGCCCCUGGUGGUGAGUGGGCGAAAGUACGUGAGCUGGAAUCGGUCGAGUGUGUCGCGAUCGAUUGGAUCGGUGAGCGACUGUACUACUCUAAUCCAGCCCAGCAGUUGAUCGUACGAGCAGGUCUACUCGGUGAGCAGCCGGAACCGAUCCACAGUGUGAUGAAUGUGCGUGAGAUCCGUUUCGAUGCGUACCGUGGGUAUAUCUACUGCUCGUCUGGGCUCAUUCUAGAGGCGUUCCGGCUGAAUGGUAAAGGUCGAGUGCAGUACUUCAGCGAGAAGCUGUUUACCGGCAAACAGAUCAUAGGUAUGACGCUCGAUCAUGACACGGAGCGAUUGUACUGGAUCGUGCGCAGUUACUCGCACUCACAUCUCUAUUGGGCACCUCUCGCGGGGUCUUCUGGUGCAGCUGCAUCAGCUGCCGGUCCGCCUUCUCCUCCACCCUCACUACCUCUCACCGAUCAGACGCCGCAAGGACCUCUACUGCACUUCAGCGAUCGUUUGCUGUGGCUGCGCGAGGGUCAAGCCGUUGUUGGGGACGUGCGAGGCGAGAACCUGGCGUAUAUCCGUGCUCAGCAGUUGAACGGGACGCGUGCGUUCGCCCUCAUCGAACCAGGACGUGUUGUACCACCGACGGUCAAUGUACUGCCAGCGAAUGUCGUCGCUAGUUCGAUCCGUGUCACAGGGGACUGGAGACGUUUCAACGUCAGCUGGGCACCGGUAGAGAACGUCAACUAUAGCACUGUGUUUUACAAGCUCACACUCAAGCUACCGAAUGCGCGAGAUCUCGUGCAGGAGUUGACAGUGCCACACUUUGUGUAUGGCGAUGAAGACCUCAACACCGAUCCCGCUGAUACACACAGUGCGGAACGGGAACCGAUCCCACCAUAUACCCCGAUUGACAUCACGUUGCACGCGUUCACCUACUGGAGAUCGUCAGGGUUUACGAGUGUACAAAGGCAUACACCUGCUGGUACCCCUACUUCUCCGAUAGCACCACGUGUCUACAUUCAGCACCGAUAUCGACCAGGGACGCAUGAGCUAGCUGCAGGUAUCGUGUUCCGUUGGUCACCUCCUGAAGAGCCUAAUGGACCGAUCGUAGCGUACCGUGUUGACUGUUGGGCGAGUCAUGAUGACACCCAAGGACGUGUGUUACUCGAUGGAGCUGAGGUACGCACAGAUCGGACUGAGCUGAUCGUGGCAGAGCCAGUCUUACCGAACGCGACGUACUACCUGCAAGUGCGAGUCCGCAACGUCGAUCACGAGAGCCGUCCGAGUGAGGUUCGUUCGGUGGGACUUCGAGAUGGACGUCCUCUACCAUUACUGUACGUGGCUACUUCCGAACAGAUCCUGCUACUCGAUCUUGAUCUGCGUGAUAAUCCGACACAGAUCGUUGCCACUGCCGUACCUGCCGUUCUUCUAGCUGAAUUGCGGCACGAGCGACGACUCUUUUGGGUGAACGCAAAUGGAGAGCUGUUCAUGUACGAUGAUGCGGAUGGGAAGCGAAAGUUGACGCAACUCCCACCACCUGUGACCGCUCUUGCUGUCGACUGGGUUGGGCGUACGGUGUAUGUUGGGAAUGCCAGCACACUUCACACCUACGACUUGAAUCGUCUGGAAGGAGGCGGUUCGGACGCAGCUCGUCGCACGAUAUCACUCCCGCUCUCUGACGCUGUUGGACCAAUCGAUCUGUUGCAGGUGUUGCCAGAUCAACCGAUACUGCUGGUUGCAUCACGCAUCUCAAGGACUGGAUACACUGUCGCACUCGAUCAAUCCGACCCCGUGUUCGUCCCUUUCAACUGUACGGGGAAAAGACCAAGUGGUCGUAAGACCGAGGAUCUAUAUGAGUGGGUAUGUCGGGAGUACGAGCGUCUUCUGGAUGGAUCAGGAAGACGGGGGAUUGUGCAGGAUGAUGGGUAUCUCUACUGGAUCGGACCUGACGGAACGGUGCGGAUGCGAGCACGAGAUGAUCCUCCAACAGCUACCACGCGGCCCUUCCCACAUAUCGGAGCCGUUGCACUACUUCCAGGUCAACAACGCCAGCAUUAUCCUCCCGAGCGUUGUCUUGUACCGGUCGUCGAAGAUGUUCAGUAUGUCCCGGAGCUGCUAGACACGACCGAGGACUCGUUGACACUUCGACUUCCCGAGGCUGUGCGGCAUACGAACUGCAGUGGACGUCCACCUGCCGUUAGAUACCGCGUGCAAUACCAGCGGAUGCUAGCAGUUCACGAACUCAACGAGGAACCUACUCCAGACAUCCACAUCGUGCAUUCAUACGAGCUUCGCCUCACGAUCGGUAACCUGCGUCCUUACACGCGGUACCGUUUUGGAGUGACGCUUACUAACCACUAUUUGUCCGCUGGAGACGUUCUACCUGUACCACCUGAACGAGCUAUGCCUGCCAUCUUCACGACCGCAGUUGGUGCACCUUCCAGACCUGAAGGUAUAAUCGUGCAGCCCAUCAGCCCGUCAGAGGCGAUCGUCAGCUGGACACCAUCACGUCAACUCAACAGCCAUCACGUCUGGUAUGAGAUCUACUGGCAAACGGAGACGGAUGGACACAAGAACCGCCAGCAGCAGCUCGUCACGGAUUACAAGCUAGACGAUACACUCAUGUCGAUGGAGCUUGGACAGCUGCAACCGAACCAAACAUAUAGCGUGUGGGUGCGAGCGUACUCCAACGUUCACGCGUACAGUGAGAGUGAUGCGUUUGAAAUCCAGACCUACCCGAAACCGAGCGACAUUGAACAGGUGUCAGUCAACUCGACGGCAGUGCGGCUGCGUUGGAUCCCUCCAGCCAACUGCCACAAAUACAAAAUUCAAUAUUCGAUCGCGGGACAUCACAACUGGGUGACACUGUUCGACUCGCUCGUGCCUGUACCGGUGUGGCAUAAUUACUAUUACACGCUGGAAGGGCUUCUACCGAAGACAAAGUACUUGUUCACGAUACUGCUGCACUACCCGUUACGAGAAGAGCCGUACUUGUGGCCACGUGAUCGUGUCUUUCUCUUCGAGACGAUGGCUGACCGACCGGCUGCUCCUGGACGGCCGUUGGUGACACACCUGCGGCAGGACGUGUACAAGGUGAGUUGGGAACCAGCGAAGGAUAAUGGUGCUACAAUCGAGGAGUACGGACUCGAGGCACUCGUGAGUCAGUCGAAGCGAGCUGCUCGUUCUGUUGGAGCACCUGACGGAGAUGACGAAGAGCCAGCCGGUGGGGAUGGCUUGAAUGGUACGGUUCCUGCCAGCGAGCUCGACAUGUACGACGAACAUUGGAGCCAGGUGUACAACGGCACCGACAUCUACUGGAUCAUCCCGGAGCGGUACGCCAUCCACAAUAACCUGUUCCGUGUUAGAGCACGUAACUCGUACGGUUGGGGUCCGUACAGUGACGAGAGUCGUCCCAUCGAUUCUGGGUUCUAUGGUCAGCGUACCGUCGUCUACAUUGCGGCGUUUGCUUGUACUCUCAGUAUGAUCAUCAUCUGCGUUAUGCUGCUCGUGCUGUUCUUGAUUCGCCAAACGGAGAAGAUGAAGAACUUUCCAAUCGACCCAACAAAUACGCGGCUAUCGGAUGUUGAGCUGGCGAACCUGCGAGAACUGCCACGCCGCGGUAACUUCGUCCACAGUACGAAUAUCCUGUACAGUUCGGGAGCAAUGCCGGACUCGGAAAUGGCCCUUCUUCCCCGCAUACGAAGCGAUCAGAUCUACAUGGCGAGCUCUUCAUUACUAGGCAGUGGCGCGUUUGGUGAAGUCUACGAGGGCGUUGUGAAAGGUGUUGACGGCGAAGCUGAAACACGUGUUGCAAUAAAGACUCUGAAGAAGGGUGCUAAGAUGCAUGAAAAGCAGGAGUUCCUGCAGGAGGCUCAGCUCAUGAGUAACUUCAAGCACAAGCACAUCACGCGCCUUCUCGGCGUUUGUUUGGAAGCGGACACGCUGCUGAUCAUCAUGGAGCUUAUGCAGGGUGGCGAUCUCUUGAGCUAUCUGCGACGUAGUCGCUCACUACCAGGCCAAGCAGCUCGCCUGACGAUGCUCGAUCUGGUUUCGAUGUGCCAGGACGUGGCGUCCGGUUGUCGGUACCUGGAGGAGAUGCACUUCGUUCACCGGGACCUAGCCUGCCGCAACUGUUUGGUCUCAUCUGUCGAUCCGGUCGAGCGCGUCGUCAAGAUCGGGGACUUUGGGUUAGCCCGGGACAUCUACAAAAACGACUACUACCGCAAGGAGGGUGAGGGUCUGCUGCCGGUCCGCUGGAUGUCUCCGGAAAGCCUGGUGGAUGGUGUAUUCACCUCACAGUCAGAUAUCUGGGCGUUCGGGGUGUUGCUGUGGGAGAUCAUGACACUUGGGGAGCAACCAUACCAGGCGAAGAAUAACGUUGAGGUGCUCAACCACGUCCGCGAGGGUGGCCAUCUCGACCGGCCGAAGGUGUGUCCGAAUGAGAUGUACGAGCUGAUGAAGUAUUGCUGGAAGUUCUCGCCAGAUGAGCGGCCCACGUUCCGGUACUGCUUAGAAGUGCUGAAGACGUUGCGAGAAAACACCAGCGAGGACACGCAGAUCUUCUCCCCGUUCCCGGCGAAGCUUCACCAAGAGGCCGUUUCCAAUCCGGCUUACCUGGCUUCAGAUAGCGGCCAGGUAUCCCCACAAGGUUCGCUGCGCUAUCACCCCGAUUGUGGUAGCGAUUCCGGGCUGAUCGCCACUCCACCAACAUCUAGCAGUGGCAGCAGUGGAGCAACCGCCUGUCCCGGCCCAAACACACCGAAGUACUUGGAGCUGGUGUACGAGGACAGCAGCGGUGUUCAACAUGGCGGUCCACACACACCUGUGACCAACGUUAACUCGAUGCCGACUGACAACGGCUACGAGAUACCGAUCACCGACUCGCGCUGUCAGCAGCAGUUGCUUGGGGUAGGUCCUCUUACGGAAGCCAGCGGUAGUAGCCGACCCUGCAGUUUGGCCGUACUAAUUCCUAACCUAGCCGUACUGCUGCCAGACGGCACAGGCGGUAUGGGUCGGGGCAAUGAGCAAGCGGGACCCCAGACACCUAUCCCCGCCACGCCCACCAGUAGUAUUACGGAGCGAGAUGAUCUGCUGCCUAGAAGCUGA
This is a messenger RNA of Anopheles nili, 7599 nucleotides long. RefSeq names its product proto-oncogene tyrosine-protein kinase ROS (gene sev). Gene Ontology annotation, biological process: cell surface receptor protein tyrosine kinase signaling pathway; regulation of TOR signaling; positive regulation of kinase activity. The transcript is spliced from 14 exons. Lineage: Eukaryota; Metazoa; Arthropoda; Insecta; Diptera; Culicidae. The record is from RefSeq and is a predicted model, not a curated record. Gene Ontology annotation, cellular component: membrane; signaling receptor complex. Gene Ontology annotation, molecular function: ATP binding; transmembrane receptor protein tyrosine kinase activity; protein binding. The coding region runs from base 1 to 7599 and encodes 2532 amino acids.